GCUAGAAAGACGCUGGGAACUAUUUUCCAGCCGUACGGGAGGGAUUGUGUAACCUUUAUAUACGUCCGUGCUGAAAUGCUGUGUAUUGGUAAGGUUAGGGUUAGCCGAGUAGUUGAUUUAGCUUAGCUUUUGUUUUAUCGUACAAAACUAAUGAACAUUUUUAAUGUAUUGGAAUAUGAACAAUAUUAAGCAUACACCGAUUUAGCUAUCUGAGUGAAUUAGCCAUCUAGCCAAAUAUAGCUCUAGACAAUUCAUAAUAAAGACAAGAUGGCGUCCCGGAAGCAGAAGAAGCUUUGGCGCUAUGUGGAAGAAGGGAGUUUGCUGAAGCUGAAGUCGUAUCUGCGGAAACACAGAGAUGUGGAGGUGAAUUUCACUCAGGGGAAGAGGAGAAGAAGUGUGCUGCAUCUGGUGUGCUCUCACGGAGACGACGCCCUGCUCAGGCUGCUGUUAAAGCACGGAGCUAAUCCGCUUCAGAAGGACCGGAACGGGGACACGCCGCUGCACCUGGCCGCCAGAAAAGCCCUGAAACACGGCAAAACAGACUACGAUGAUCUGGUAGUUCCUUUGUGUAAACACUGUCCUGCUGCACUGAGCAUAGAGAACAACGCUGGAGUCACUCCUCAUGAGCUGCUUCACGGACUGAGCUUUAAACAGAAUCGGAGCCCCAGAGCAGAUGCUCCUCGGCGGUCUGAUCCUGAGCAGGAGUGGAGGGAGAAGCUACUGGGGGAAUGCCAAGACGAGUUCUUCGAAACAUUUGGGCAGUAUGAUGACGAUUUCAUGCGAGAUUACGAAGAUGAGGGAGACUUUGCUGAUUGGGCUGAGCGAAUCAGGAGGGAGUAUACGUCCAAGCAGCAGGCCAGAACGAGGACAGACAGGACACAAAGACGAAAAAAGGAGGAGAAGAAUGCGGAGGAGGAGGAGAAGAAGCGUAGAGAGCUGCAUGCGCGGCUGGAGAAGGAGCACAGGGAAUACCUGGAGCGUGCCUCUCGUAAAAAAGACGAGACCCAGAAGGGGAAGAAGAGGCGCUAUGAGGAGCGCUGUGACGUCGUCUUCCUCAGCUCCUCCUCCUCCUCCUCCGCAGGCGCCCUGGGAUACGAUGACAUUCCCUGGCCUGCGCCACGCGGCUCUGUCGACGAGAUGAUGGCCGUCAUCCUGCACGGUGUGGACCGAGCGGACACGGACGCUUUCCGGAAGUUUCUGCGGCGCCAGCAGGCUCUCUGGCACCCAGAUAAGUUCGCCCAGCGCUGCGGUAGCCGGCUACAGGACAGAGACAGGCAAAGGAUUAUGGGUACGGUCACGGCUCUCUCACAGGAGCUGAACAGACUGGCUCAGAGUCUCCGGUGACACUACAGUCAACUGCUGGAGCGUCCGAGUUUUUGGAGCUCUGUGAUAAUGGGAUUGUUUUACAGGUUCAGUGUGGAAUUUGAAUCUGAUUGGCUGCUGGCAGUCUGAGGAAUAUUUAAUAAACUAAAUAUAAAUAACUUUUCAUUGCUUUAAAAUGUGUGGCGUUUCUUUUCUUCUUUUUUUUUGUCCUCUUAAACUCUCACGUGGUAAAUAUGAAGAAAUAAUACUUUUGUAUAGACAACUACAGAAUUAAUGGCACCCUUGCCAAAAAUGGCCGUAUGUUAAAGAUUGCACGCAGUUGUAACCAUCUAAAAAUCAUUAAUGAAGAGGCUUAUUAAUGAAGGGAUGGCAACAUUAAUCAUGAAAAAUGAUAAGAACUUGUAUUAAUACUUGAACAAGGUUAUACAUGUAAAUAAUGUACAUUAUGUGCAGGAAGAGGAAGAGUACGGAGGAGUAGGGUAGGUAUCGGAGGAGGAUUAUAGGAACAUUAAAUAUUAAUAAUGUCUGACAUGGACGUGCAGAAAGUUCCUCAGAAGCAGGGGCUCAAAUGUAACAAAGGGCUACAUCACCAAAGAGCUAAUUUGACUACUUUAUUACUUUUAUUUAACUACAUAAUCUUAUCACUGUACUGUAAUCAGACUGCGUAUGGUCACAAUAAAGAAUAUGAGAAUGACACAAAUAUUUAUAACCUAAUGGUAUUUUAUUUUUACUUUUCUAGAAAUAAUUACAGCAAAACGCCGACUUUUAUCGGAGAGAUGACUCCAAAGAAACUGUAAAAGAAAAUUUAAUCAUUAUGAGAUAAAAAUAUAUUAAUCAAAACUACAGUAUUACAAUCCACAAAUGUAGUGACACGUGUACUGUAUUAUAAACUCUUUAUUUGAAUAUUUUAAAACCAAAAAAGGCUUGAAAUAUAUCACUUCAUGUUUAAUGAAUAUAUAAUGUAUGGAAGUUUCUCUUUUUGAAUUAAAUUAUGGAAAAAAAGAUUACACGAUCACACCUCCAGGGUCGGGGGUUCGAUUCCCACCGUGGCCCUGUGUGCGCGGAGUUUGCAUGUUCUCCCCGUGCUGCGAGGGUUUCCUCCGGGUACUCCGGUUUCCUCCCCCAGUCCAAAGACAUGCAUGGUAGGUUGAUGGGCGUGUCCAAAGUCUCCGUAGUGUAUGAAUGGGUGUGUGAGUGUGUAUGUGAGUGUGCCCUGCGAUGGAUUGGCACCCUGUCCAGGGUGUACCCCGCCUUGUGCCCGAUGCUCCCUGGGAUAGGCUCCAGGUUUCCCCGUGACCCUGAAAAGGAUUAAGCGGUAUAGAACAUGGAUGGAUGGAAGAUUACACGAUAUUCAAAUUUUUUGAGAUGCACCUGUAUAUAGUAUAACUAUAUUCAGAAUGUUGAAAAGUGAGUUCAUUAUUAUUCCGUUCUGCGACUCUGCAGCUCAAGCUGAAUGGAGCAGACGCUUUCAGUUAA
Ictalurus furcatus (blue catfish) is the source of this 2799-nucleotide messenger RNA. It is a transcript of the gene nfkbil1, whose product is annotated as nuclear factor of kappa light polypeptide gene enhancer in B-cells inhibitor-like 1. Lineage: Eukaryota; Metazoa; Chordata; Actinopteri; Siluriformes; Ictaluridae. Bases 268 to 1344 code for a protein of 358 amino acids. Gene Ontology annotation, molecular function: protein binding. Gene Ontology annotation, biological process: canonical NF-kappaB signal transduction. The transcript is spliced from 4 exons. The record is from RefSeq and is a predicted model, not a curated record.